GGCCAGAGCGUUCCCCCGACACCAGCGCUGGACUUCAGAAGAGGUGGUUACAAGACAUUGCCAACCCCUCAGAAAUCAGGAUGGAUUUAUGACACACCAGUGCCUCUGGCAAAGGCCACUGUCAGAAAUGCAUCUCCAACCGGCUUCACAGAAGAGUCAAAGCCAAAUGCUGUCCCCAGUUCGGCAGCCACUGCCCUCAGUCCCCAGGGCAGCAGAGACUGGGUCCUCCAUCCGCAGCUGUGUGACAAUGUGCCCAGGCAGAAAAAGCUCAGCCUUCCUGAAAUCCCUUCCUCUUCCUUCCCAGCACCCAAUAACACAGUCCCUUCAGAUGCAGGCAUCAGCUACAAGGUGCCUUCAAGCUUUCUGAUUCCCCGAGUGGAGCAGCAGAACACCAAGCCUAAUAUUUACGACAUCCCUAAAGCAAGCUCAAGUGCAUCUCAGGCUGAGAAAGAGUUUCAAAAAGCCAAGGAGGCUCCAGAGAAUUCCACGGGCCUCAAUUCCUGCCCAUUCUCAAGAUACACAACCACUCUGUCUCCUGAGCUGGACAGAUUGUCUCUUUCCAGCUCCGACAGCAGAGCCAGUGUUCUUUCUUCAUGCUCCUCUACAUCCACUGACUCCUCCUUCAGCUCCUCCUCCUCAGAGUCAGCCAAGGAGCUCUGUCUGGAUGUGGACUCAGCCAAAGACAUGGCAAUGGCCCUGCAGCAUAAGGUGGUCAGCUCUGCAGCUGGCCUGCUGCUGUUUGUGAGUAGGAACUGGAGGCUCCGAGACUCCCUGGAGGUCCACAUCCACGCAAUCCACAGGGCCGAAGACCACAUAGCAGGGUCACUGAGACAAUUCCUGGAUUUUGCCCAGGGAGUUCGUGGGAUCACCUGCAACCUCAGUAACAGUCACCUUCAGGCCAGAAUUCAGGAUCAGCUACAGACAAUCUCCAACUCCUACCAGAGCCUGCUGGAAGCAAAGGAAUGCCUGGACAGCUGCAAGUGGUCUCUCGACGUUCUUUUGGUGGACAAAGUCCAAAACAGCAUGGAUGACCUUGAGAGGCUUGUCAUGGUUGCACAGACGGUUCCUGAAGAUGUCAAGAGGUUUGUCUCCAUUGUCAUCGCUAACGGGAGGCUCCUUUUUAAGCAGAACUGUGAAAAAGAAGAUACAGUACAGUUGCCCCCAAAUGCAGAAUUCAAAUGUGCGAAAUGUGUCCAGCUUCCUCAAAGAGAAACGGAAUCCUACCAAAAGAACACUCCUUCUAAUAAACAGUGGGGAAAUGAACACUCCCCUAAACUAGCAGAGAAAAACAGGACAGCUGUCUGUGAACAGAUGUUACCUGGCCUAGAAGAGAAAGAAAAGUCCAUCUUAGAACGAAAGUCAGAUGAAAACAAAAACGUAGGACCAGUGGCAUGGAAGCCUCACAUUAUGCCAGGAAGGAUUUCCUAAAGGGGAAGGUUAUGACUGUCACCAGCAAUGGAUGGGCAGAGACUCCUAUGGAACCAGCAGGGUUUGGAGCAAGGUGACCCUGAAUCAACAGCAGGCCUGUUCUCUUCCUGCUAGGUCUUACUGUGGUCUUCCUGGGAGAACGCCAUCUCUGCUGGGAAGCAGACACUGCUCAGGGGAAGCAGGGUGCUGGCAGGAUGCUCAGCAGGGACAUCUGCAUGUGGAGUGAGGGCCCAAGGAUGUGCUAAGUGUGGCGAGCAGCUCUAGCUGGUGAGUUCCCUGUGCUGGGGAUGCAGCCACUGAACAAGGAUGGUGGGCCUGGAGAGCUCAAAGGGGCCUUCAAGACCAUAGUCUAGUGGUUUCCAAAAGCCGUUAUGCAGGAGACACCCUGCCUGACACAGCAGAAUCACCUGGAGGGUCCAUCAAAAAUCCAGGUGUCUGGAAAGACUUGUACUAGGAUCAGCAGGGCAAUGCCAAGAGUGUGGAGUCUGCUACUUAGCCAGGGUCCCCAUGAACAAAGCAGCUAAAAUUGAAUGAAGAGCCAGGUGAGGAGUCUACCUGUCUUAGCCAAAUAAACUGUUAAUUUCUGCCACUAAGCCUCUGCAAUACCUGUGUUUCAAAAGCUGUCAGUAGAUGCAGAUGCCUCUCUGAUGGUUGGUAGGGACAGUUCUAUCACUUCGCCUCCUGGCAAUGCUUAGAUCACAGCAGAGAGAGCUGAUUCUGAAGGAAACAACUAGUGCCAUGGUGAACAAACAGCUGUGUCAGGAAUGCUACCAGAGCCCCCACUAAGGUAAAUGAGGAUUAAGACUUGAGGAUUAAGAGAUUAGGACUUGGAAAGAUGUGGUUUGAGGGGACAGACUAAGUGCUCCAUCAGGUUAUCCACAGAAGCUGCUGGUCAUGAGAUGAAACUACAGCAUUAUCCCAGGAGAAAGCAGGCUUAAGCCAGGACAGACAAGGAGGGUGUGUGUCUCACGAUGAUAAGAGAGCCUUGCUCCAGUGGCCUUGGGAAAAGCUGCCUGUCAUGUGGAGUCCUCACCUCCUCAGCCUGGUCUGCAGUCUCAGUCUCUGGUUGUAGCACUGGGUGUCCCAGUGACCUUGCUGUGCUGCUCACUUUUCAGGUGUCAGACUCAGCCUCAGCAUUCACUUUGAGUCAUCUGUUUUUCUUGUUAGAGUCAUAGUCAGACAAUAGGAAUCUUAUGCACCCUGUGGGUGGGUCAGGAACUCAGAAGCAAUGACAGGGCCAGGAUCUGAUGAGAGGGGGCCCACAGUAUUCCUCUGAGCUUUCUGUCUGUAAUCAUCUCCAUUUCUACCAAAGAUAAUCACAGUAGGACCAGCUUGGCUCCAAAACUCCUGAUUGUUUACAGAAGUACACCAGAAGAAUCACAGACUGAAAAUUUGUUUUGGUGGAAAAUUUGAGAAGAAAUCUCAGAGUAGCUUUUCACAAGCCUCAAGGGUGGAAGCCAAACUAGGGAGUCAGCAUUGCACACAAAUGCUCACAGAUGACGUUCCAGGCAAAGCCAGUGUCUCCAGUUGUGUCUCACUAUGAAAAGAACAGAUUCUUAUUGACUUAAAUGUGCUCAGGAAGAGUUUCUAAAUUGGGGAAAUAUAGGGAGAAAAAGUAAAUGUAAAUGUUUCAAUUUUGUUUAAAAAGCAUAUUUUAUCAAUAAAACAUAAAAAGAAUCAGCACUGUUUUAACUAAAAAGCGAUUAAAAUCAUGAUUUCACUUCA
This is a messenger RNA of Heterocephalus glaber (naked mole-rat), 3153 nucleotides long. Lineage: Eukaryota; Metazoa; Chordata; Mammalia; Rodentia; Bathyergidae. The record is from RefSeq and is a predicted model, not a curated record.